Molecule: messenger RNA, 789 nt
Organism: Rhizoctonia solani
Lineage: Eukaryota; Fungi; Basidiomycota; Agaricomycetes; Cantharellales; Ceratobasidiaceae
Product: 2OG-Fe(II) oxygenase family protein
Exons: 9
Coding region: 1-789 (262 amino acids)
Molecular function (GO): dioxygenase activity
Source: RefSeq, a predicted model, not a curated record
AUGUCCGCUGUAGAUGCUGCUCGACGAUUUUAUGCUUUGCCAAUCGAGGAGAAAAUGAAACUUGAAUUUCGGAAAAACACAUACUAUAGGGGUUAUUAUCCUAUUACUAAGAAGAAAUACUCACAUGAAUCAUUCGAGCUUGGGCCCGAUGUCAAUGUCGCUUCCAACAGCUCCUUGAGUGGACCGAAUGUAUGGCCGUCUCGGGAUGUGAUACCAGGAUUUCAAGAGCCAGUACUUAAGUACUACCAGGAGGUUGUUGGGCUUGGUAUGAAGCUUUUGUCGGCAUUCGCCUUGGCACUAAAUCUACCCGAGGAUUACUUUGCCGACAAGGUUCAGACCACUCCGGCAACAAUGCGUCUGACGUACUAUCCACCUCAAGCACAGGCAAUUGACAAUGAGGCGCCAGGGCUCGGAGAGCACACGGACUUUCAGCUCUUUACUAUCCUAUGGCAAGACGAAAAUCGUGGACUCCAAGCAUUGAACCCAUCAGGUCAAUGGAUAGACGUUGCGCCAGUUUCCGGCACCCUUGUUAUUAACGUUGCAGAUCAACUUUCAAGAUGGACGAAUGAUAUAUUCAAAUCUGUAGUCCAUCGUGUUAUUAAUAACUUCGAAGUCCGACGAUAUUCUAUACCAUUGUUCUUUGGUCUGGAUCACGAUGUAAUGCUCGAGGCACUUCCGUCAUGCGUCUCUGCGAGUCGGCCUGCUCGUCAUGAACCCAUUCGUGCUGGAGACCACGUUAGGGCACGAUUCGAGAAAGUGCACGCGAAAGCAGAGUCAAAUAAGGCAUGA